UUGCCCUUUGUUUCUCGUAGCAACAGCCCAAAGCCUUCGCCUGGUAAUGGGACAGCGUAGAACUCCACAGCAAAGAAGUGCGAUAGAGAUAUCUAACAAUCGCACUGGUUAGACUACCCUUUAGUGCGUGUAUUAUUACAGAAACAGCGCUACUCCUUUUCAUUGGGAAGACAUGGGUCCGCUACCGACAGGGCCUCGCAGUGUACACAUUCUCAAGAGUCAUGGGCCAGAUACAAACAUGAUGAAGUUUUAUGUGACACAGAACUCAACCACAUAUGGAAAAUACUGGGACAAAUUUAAGCCACGAACUGGUCACCAUAAAGGCACUGGAUAUUCUGCUAACUUGAGACCACAGGUGUUUUACAGCACAAAUCUGGAUGAAUAUGACAAUCCUGUGAUGAAGAGAAUAUGCUCAGCCAAUUACCACACAGUGACAGAACUAUCAUUCCAGCCAUAUGAAGGUGACACUGGAAAAGAACCCUUGCCUAACAGUGUACACCAAGUCAAGACAGGUUUUGUGAGGCAAGACCCUCUCCACUUUGCAACAUCCAAAGAGGUAAAAGGAGUAUUCAUUGACACUCGUGCUGCAAGUGCCCCUGCAAACAUUCUGCCAUGUUAUAAGCCUUUGCUACAGAAGAUCCAGCCUAAAGACCCAACAGAACUGGAAAAUCAUGGUUAUGGUCCUAACUACAUGGUUACAGAAACCAAGCAGAAGUUUUUGGGGAAGCAGAACCCACUUGACUGUGAUUUGCAGUGCAUGACCUUGGGGCCUAACACUAAAAGUGGAUUUACACAUAACCUGAAUGUUGAGCCCAUUACUUACACUCCAAAUAAUCCCUACCUUGGUGACAAACCUGACUGGUUCACAGAGAGACCUACAGGUAUCAGCAUAACGCAGACAAGUUUUAGGCCUUGGCAGCUUUCUAAGGGAAACGAACCAUUUGAAACUAUUGCUAAUCCCUCAGAGCGGGGAUCUGGUUUCACAAAAGAGGCGGUAAAACCUGUGUUUCUUCACAGACGUUUGGGUGAUGCAUAUGACAAAUUAGAAGAUAUACCAAGAUUAAAAGCAAAAGAUGUACAGAAGAAUGACCCAAUUGAGUAUCUAAACAUGAUACAUCCCAACAAUUUUUCAAGUACACACACAGAUCAGUUUAAGGGACAGCAAAGGCCCACUCCUUCUGUGCCUGACCGACUGAACACCACCAAGGUGGGCUGGCAGGAAUUAUCAGGCUGCAGUCAGAAUAACAGCCGUUAUGUGUUGUCAGCUGAUGACCCGGACCACUACAUUACCAAUUAUAUGAUAAGGUUUCAAGAUGAAAAUCCAAAGGGCAGAGAUCGUCUAGGACACACUCGUGGUGCUGUCCAAAGACAGAAGAGUGAUGGCUAUACUAUGAGUACUCGCACACAUUCUUUUGGUCCAGACAUCAACACAACACGGGAAUUACGGUCUCUUGAACCCUAUGUGGCAAGGAGCAUUAAAGGAAGAGAUCCAUUCUACGACGACCACACCUACGACAGCAAAAAUCACAAGUGUACAGUGAUGGCCUAGGCAAUAUCAUUUUUAGGCCAUCUUUUGGACCAGUGCAUUUAACCACAAAUGAUCAGCAACACAAACUCACCUGAGUGUUAUUGUCGGCCCACAAAAGUCUACCCAACAAAUGACUGAUUUUUAUGUGCUUCAAUAUAGAUGUUGAAUAAUGUGAUGACAUCUGUUUGCUGCACCAAUGAUGAACGCCACACAAUUCAAUUGCUAAACUUUAUACUUCUGAUGGUAUAUAACAUCACGCUCAUAUGACAACACAGACUCUUCAGACAAUCUAUUCUGCAAACACUGAGCAACAGUCUGAGCAUUUAAGCCCUUGGUCAACAUGCAAGAAUGACUUUCAUUCUAAAUGUUCUAGUGUACACAGAAUUGAUUAUCUUUUUCUUUUUAGGCUUUGUGAUGCUUUAACUAAAUUGAGGUAAGAGGAUGAGAAACAGUGGCAUGCAACACAUUCUUCAACCUAAUUGUUUUGCACAUGCAGCACCAGCACAUUAGGCUACAAGAGUUUGAUAAGACUUGCACAUAAAUCUAACACUUAUAUAUACAAAUUAUAAUAUUCUUUGAAUAUUGAUUUUUCUUAUGCUUUUAUUAGGAGAACAGAUCAAUAAUAAUAUCUGGUGCUUUUUAGUUUAUUAUAUGAAAGGUUUCCUCCUCCUACCCUCUGAAGAAAUAAAAUGGUCAUCUGGCAUCACAAAUAUUUUGAUCUCAAGAAUAGAAGGCUUGAACAAUUAGAAUAAAUGCUCAGCUAUCAACUAAUUAAAUGCAUACUUUACAAUUUUUUUGUAUGCUUAUAAUCUUUUUACAUUUUAUACAUUGUGCAAAGGGUUAGCGAAACAAGUUGUUGUAAUACAUUAUUUUUUUUUAUAUCUUUUAAAGCUAUGGUUGGCUGCUUUUAUAAUAAAUAAGUCAUCCUGCACCCCAUCAUCUAGAUCACUUUACAUACCCUUCAUAUGUAUGAAGCAAAAUAAGAAAUGCCUUGUGCAGAUUGUAUUUUACCACCCUGUCUACAGGUUAGUAUAUAUACAUUGAAAGAAAUCUUAAUAAAGAGUGUCCCCCUCUGUCACAUUGUUUUGUCUCUAGAGAGCAUCAUUGUUAGUCUAUAAAACUAAUGUAUUUUGGAAUACCCAAUUUUUACUUCAAAGUUACCUCUAACCUUCAUUUGAUAAACAAAAUUAAAAAAAAACCAUGGAUAUGUCGACAAGAUGAAUACUGAUUAUAAAGACAUGAAUGUUAAUGCAUUGAUAUUUUUUACAGAAGUUUUCCUUAAUAUUUUCAUCAACAUUAUCACAAUCACUGAGAACUUCAACUGGUAUUUCUGCAAACAGCUUCUUCAAACAUUUGUUAUUGCCAGAUGUGUGAAAAAAUGUUGGUGCUACUAUGAAUGAACAUAUCUUGUUAGGAGCAUAGUAGUAACAGCUACAUUCUAAAUACUUAUCAUCAUUUGUAUACGAGUCAUACAAACACUGUCAUUAUUUUGUCUCAAGUAUUCCCCAAUUUACAAUUAGGAACUUGGCAUUUCUCCCCCUCUCUCUGCUUCACACAUCAGAAGAAGUGUCAGUGGUGUGUGUGAUGUCGUAGUUGUGCACGAUUAUUCUUGAUGUUAGUUUAUAUUAUGUAUAUGUCAUUUGGUUUUUUUCAUUGCUGCUAUUUUUCAUGUUGACAUCUUUUAAUGCUGCACCUUGCAAACGAACUUAAUUCUUGCUUUUAUUUCUAACUUUUACUUUGUAACUAGAGCACCUUCCCAUGUUCAAAUUGCCCACUGGGACAAAUAAAGUUGAUCAUUGUCAUUAU
Molecule: messenger RNA, 3334 nt
Organism: Pomacea canaliculata
Lineage: Eukaryota; Metazoa; Mollusca; Gastropoda; Architaenioglossa; Ampullariidae
Product: protein phosphatase 1 regulatory subunit 32-like
Exons: 12
Coding region: 173-1549 (458 amino acids)
Molecular function (GO): phosphatase binding
Source: RefSeq, a predicted model, not a curated record